GGGGUAGAGAAGGACCAUUAGUUCCCUGCUGGGAGCAGAUCUGUGUGUGUGCGCGAGUUUGUGCGUGCGUGCGUGCGUAAACGUGCAAACACACAUAAAGAUGACUGCCACUGGUCAGUGUUUAUGAUUAUGAUUUGUUUGGUCGCUAUGCAUGCUUAAGCAUAAUGACAUCGGUCCCUCUCUCUCUCUCUCUCUCUCUUCACGGUCGGGCAGGCUGAGAAGCGCAGCAGCUGUGUGUGAGGGAGGGAGGGAGGGAGGGAGAGGGGUCGGGAGACAGAGGAGGAAGGAUUUUUAUCACCGACACUCUCUACCCCCGUGGUCGACAACAGUGCUCUACCGGCGGUUGGAGGAGCCAGCGAGACCCGUCGGGUGACUGGUAACCUUGGAGGCACGCCAAACCACCCAGGAGGAGGGAAGAGGGGUGGAAGGAUGGCUGUCUCCCUGAUCUGACAGAAGACAUUUGUUCGGUGAAUGAUCGGAGGGUACCGUAUUGACGCAAUACCGCAGGUGAGUAACCAUGGAAUCCACUCACCUCCUAGACGGCUCCAAGAAACGGGUGAAGAUCCACCCUCACACCGUCACCGCCAAGUACGCCCCACACACACCCCACACACACACACACUUCCCCCAGCCCGGAGACGAGGGGUACGAUGACGCUCCCUCCUUCGAGGACUUCGGCUCCUUCCUGGAGGAGACCUCGGACAAGAAACAGCUGACAGGAGCCAGGAAGUGGACAGGAAAGGCCGGCGCUCUGUUUGGAGGGAAGGACAAAAACAAAGACACACCCCUUAGACCUCCCAUGGGGGGAGGCGAGGGGGGGGUGGAGGGAGGAGGGAAGGGUGCAGGAGGGGGAGUAGGAGAGCAGCUAGCGAGUUUCAGCGAGGCGUCUGUCUCUGCGUCUCGGCUCACGUGGGCCAGUGUGGUCUUGGCGGGGCUGGCCCACGGCUGUGUGUGUGUUCUGACGCGCCUGGCCGCCUCACGCUUUAACCUCCCACCCUUAACUCUUCUAUUGGUACGAUCCGUCCUCCAGCUGCUCUAUGGGACUGUACCAAUGAAACGGGCGGAGACGGCCUUUGGCUCAAAGGGCUAUCGGCGGAAGCUGCUCCUGUACGGUCUGACUCACUCCUUCUCCCUCUGCUGCGCUUACUCGUCCUUAUCCUUUGUCUCCCUCGGCGACGACGAGGCCAUGUUGACAACCUGGCGCCUGGCGACCACCGUCCUGUCGGCCACUCAGGCGUUGUUGCUCCUGGACGAGCGGCUGGGAUUGGUGGACCUGGUCACCGUAGCGACAGGCGUGUUAGGACUGGGUCUGGCGCUAGUUCCUAACCCAACAGGUCUGGAUCAGAACAACAACGGGACUGGGUCAGGGAUGCCCAAUGGGGCGACACCGGCACAACAGUCGGCCCAGUUCUGGCGGGAAGCGUUUGGUUGGUCCCUGACUGUUCUAGCAGGACUAUGGAUGUCUCUGGCUCUAGUAAUGUACCGCUCUCUGAAGGAACGGGUCAGUGUCGGCACCGCUCUGUUCACUGUCAGUUGGACCGGCUGUCUGAGCACUGCUGUGUCCAUGCUUCUCCUCCAACAGGGGCCAGUGUGGCCGGCCAGUCUCCAGGCUUGGUGCGUCGUCCUGGGGGUAGCUGUGUGCUCUGCUGGGGGGUUCGUGGGGGUGACCCAUGGCCUCACCCGACUUCACCCAGCUUUGGUGUCGGCUACUCAGGGUCUGGAAGUACCGGUCGCUAUGAUGCUGGAGAUCGCUGUUGUGCCAUUGGUUCCCUCAGUGUGUGAGGUCAUAGGGGGUGUGGUGGUGGUGGCGAGCGUGGGUUGGCUUGUUACAGUGAAGCUCCUCCCCUCUCGAGGAAGUGGGAGGAAACAGAGAGAAGAGUACGAAGAGAUCCUGGACUCGCCAAUUAAAUAACACACACACACACACACACACACACACACACAGACACACACACACACACAAAAGCACAUGCAAGGGGGACAUGCACGCACCAAGAUUCAAAUAGGCCAAUCCCCUUCUAUCUAUGUUUCUGUCUAUCUCUCUUUUCCCAGGGGUUUUGUGCUCUCUCUCUCUCUCUCUGUCUCUCUCUCUCUCUGUCUCUCUCUCUGUCUCUCUCUCUCUGUCUCUCGCUCUGUCUCUCUCUCUCUCUCUGUCUCUCUCUCUGUCUCUCUCUCUCUCUGUCUCUCUCUCUGUCUCUCUCUCUCUGUCUCUGUCUCUCUCUCUGUCUGUCUCUCUGUCUCUGUCUCUCUCUCUCUGUCUCUCUGUCUCUCUCUCUCUCUCUCUGUCUCUCUCUCUCUGUAUCUCUCUCUGAGGUCAGUGUGUAUAUAAAAGGACUCUAUGGUGAAUGUUAAUGCUUGAGCUAAAAUAGCUGUCUUUAACCACAGAUCUAGAAUCAGAUACACCAACUCCAAUCCUUACCUUAACCAUUAAGAGGUGUCAAAAUAUCUGACCCUGUAUCAGUGGUUAGGGAAAACAUCUACCUACUCCAAUGUGAAUAGUAAAUGUAUCUAUUUUGUAUUGUAGUUGUUGUUAUUGUUGUAAAGUUCCAAUACUGUGCUGUCUUACUGGCUGUUGUCAUAUUAAAACCUCACUGUGUUACUGUGAUUUGCUCUCUC
Messenger RNA from Salmo salar (Atlantic salmon), 2616 nucleotides. The record is from RefSeq and is a predicted model, not a curated record. Lineage: Eukaryota; Metazoa; Chordata; Actinopteri; Salmoniformes; Salmonidae.